Clonostachys solani is the source of this 1545-nucleotide messenger RNA. The record is from the annotation of a GenBank genome assembly. NCBI's taxonomy places the organism in Eukaryota, Fungi, Ascomycota, Sordariomycetes, Hypocreales, Bionectriaceae.
AUGUGGAGACAGGAUCGAGUGUGCGAUGUGAUGAAAGUGAUCAGCCGCAAGGACAUCGUUGAGGCCUUUCAGAAUCUCAAACAUGAAGAUGACGUCCUCAUGGGCAUUUUUGGCAUCAUAUCGCUAGGCAUCUGGUUUGCGAUGAGCCCAUUUAUCCUCGCCAUCAUCCAGCUCGGCAUCUUGGAAUAUGAGAUCGAGAAGUGGCGCACAAACUGCAGGAAGAAGCGCGAGCGAAUCCGUCGCGAUCGCACCUUGGAGUUGAUGUGCAUUGAUCCAAAGAGCCGGAAGAAGAAACAGAAACAGCAGACUCGUAACCGAUUGUUGAGAUGGUGGUUUGGAAUCCAUUCCCAGCCCGACCGAGCGAUCCGGAGCCACCGCCCCGGCCCCUGUCUUUUCUUCACGAGGCUUCCACCGGAGAUCAGACGCCAGAUCUUGAUUCAUGCAUUUGGAUCGCGCACCGUGCAUCUAGAUCUCAGCUUUAGACACCCGUUUCGUGUCAUCAGCCAUGACAAGUGCCGUUUACUCAGUCAGAGCCCCGAAGCCCACCUCCAUGCUGGGAUCCACAGUCGCUUUGGCUUAUUCACCCCCAACAUUGUCCUGUACGAUGAAUCAGAGAAGAAGAAAUGGCGGUGGUUCAGCUGCGUUUGCCAUCGGGCGCGGCCUGACGACCCAAUGCUGAGCUAUGGAAGGCGAGGUUAUGUGAACCGGGGAGGCUCAACGGACGUCCACGAAGAUAAAUGUCUCUCUGCGGAGGGAAGCUGCACGUACUGGCCUGGCGAAGUUCCUGAAAAGUGUUUCGUGGGUGCGACAGGCUGGUUAUUGGCCUGCAAACAAGCUUAUGAUGAGGGUCUUGAGGUGCUCUACCAAACCAACACCAUCCAGAUGUCCUCCCCGGUGCUCCUACAAGGAGCCCACGAUAUUCUCCGACCCUUCAAAUUGUCUAUGAUUAGGUCCCUCGAACUCGCGUUGGACGGAUAUAACGUGCGCCUAGCUCAGGUACUCUUGGGCGUGUCACCGAACCGCCCGACCAGCUCUUCGGGUGCACCUGCUCCUCGUGAGAUAUCCAGGCCAUUCUUUCCAUCGCUGGCAUUCCUACGACUGUUCCUGAAGAGUGACCAAAGAUUUCUGGAUGAUGACUUUCAUAAUAGCCUUAGGCAGUCCAGAUACGGCCGCAAGAAUACUGAGGAGCGCCUUCUUACCUUUACCCUCCCAAGUAUUGACGAUCUUGUGAAUAGGAUUGCUUCGCCCAAGACUGAUAUUACGGUUACUUUUCGAGAGUGGAUGUUUUACUCGUUGAUGGAUCUGAAAUUAGCAGAGAUACAAGGCCUGGACGUAACCAGAUUACAACGAGCAGACAUUGGAGGCCUGAAGUUCUGGAGGAAAAUCCCAUACUCUGGCCUCGAACAACAGGCUAGUGAUGUGAAUGUAUUAUCAAAAAAUAAAUCGAGAGAAGGCUAUUGGGUUCAUAUAUCGCAAAUGCCGAAGACAUGCGGCGGCAUAGAUGAACACGAUGAAGAGCGCCGCAAGCUUUAUGGUCUUGAUUGA